This is a messenger RNA of Danio rerio (zebrafish), 871 nucleotides long. The record is from RefSeq and is marked predicted. Lineage: Eukaryota; Metazoa; Chordata; Actinopteri; Cypriniformes; Danionidae.
AUGGCGUUCCGCGCACGCUCAAUCAAAGCUUUAAUACGCAACCGAGGUAACGGAACAGAGGGGCAGAGAGUCACAGCAGCAUCAGUGUCCGCCGGGAAUAAGCCCUGCACGCUGUCAACACGAUCUACACCACGACCAACGCAAGCAUCUCAUGGAGCCAGAGUUUCAGACGGAGCAGAUCCUGCAGACCACUGGAUAAAACGUGCGCUGAUUCACUUCUCUACAGUACCAUCUGUCGAGGUGCCGCCUGUCUUUUCUCCAACAGUCUCCUGGGGUUACGAUGGAGUGGAAAGCGUCACACAUCCCGUCUAUUUCUCCCAUAAAGCACGAGUAGUUUAUCGCCACCAGAUGGAUGGCAAUAUCAUUGAUGCCACCUGCUGACCUCUGGGCUCCUUUCCCAGAAUCCUCCGCCUUGUACCUGACUCUAGAGUCUAGCAAUCCUGAACAAUAGUGUAGGAGCCUGCUAGACUCUUGAACUAAACCUGUUGUAUUUAGUGAAGAUGUCACAGUGUUUUCUGUCAGGUCCGGCAUUCACCUGUUUUGUUCUUAUACUGUUGGAAUAUAAUGAAAUGUUUUUAUGUAGACAGAGUGAUGAAUGUCAGGGCUGGAUUUUGUAAGGAUAUGGUGUAUGUGUGUGUUUUGUUAUGAUUACCUGGUCCUGGAUGUAUGAUUUCCCUGUCACUUUUUUUUUAGAUGGAAACAAUUGUUUUUUCAGAAGUUUAUGAAUGUAUUCAGGUAAAAAAAUAAGGAUUUGUAUGAAUAACUGGAAUUAUAAUAGACCAUUUUUAGUAAUUAUAUAUUUUGGUUUCCUAAUGUCCAAUUAUGUUAAAAGCAGAUUGAGUCUGUAAUAAAAGAGUUUAUUGUUGUUUAA